UGGUGCAUUUUCUUACAUCUUUUCAGAGCAAAGUCGUCGAGAUGACUUGGAAGCCCUUGGACAUAUGUUCAUGUAUUUCCUUCGAGGCAGUUUGCCCUGGCAAGGCCUUAAGGCUGAUACAUUAAAAGAGAGAUACCAGAAGAUUGGGGACACAAAGAGGAACACUCCAAUUGAUGUUCUCUGUGAGAACUUCCCAGAGGAGAUGGCAGCUUAUCUUCGUUAUGUCAGACGAUUAGACUUCUUCGAGAGACCAGACUAUGAUUAUCUACGAACAAUCUUCACAGAGUUAUUUGAAAAGAGAGGAUUCACCUUUGAUUACGCCUACGACUGGGUUGGCAGGCCAAUUCCCACUCCAGUGGGUUCCAUGCAUGUGGAGUCUGGACCAUCUGUAACAAGAGACAUCCAUGCACAUAGGGAUCGAUCAUCGAUGCAGCCUCUCCGAAAUCAGUCUGCAUCAGAACGUCGCGGAGAAUGGGAAAUGGCACCAAUGCGACAAUCCAAUGCUUUGUUUCUGCAAUCUCACUUAACUUCAGAUCGGCAUGGGGGAUCAGUACAGGUGGUAAACUCGACCAAUGGUGAGUUGAACACCGAUGAACCAACAGGAGCACCUUCCAAUGUACAAAUUGCAGCAUGUACUGAGGUGGAAGUAGUGGAGGAAGCUAAGUAUGUUUGCCGUGAAAGCAGUCCCCCCCCCCCGCAUCAUUUGUGUGUCAAAUCAGUUUGUGUGUUCUUGUGUUUGAUGCCUAAUCCAUAACCUGCUAUCAGAUGC
Messenger RNA from Podarcis muralis (Common wall lizard), 769 nucleotides. Lineage: Eukaryota; Metazoa; Chordata; Lepidosauria; Squamata; Lacertidae. The record is from RefSeq and is a predicted model, not a curated record.